AUGGAUCUCGCAUCCGUAAGGCUGUCAGUUCGGGAAGUUGGUGGCAUGUACUUCUCAGGUCUGAAGUCACCUGAAAGUGGAGCAAUCUCAAGAACGCAUUUGGUUCAAGUUCUUGAGUUCCAAUCAACAUCGCGGUCUGCGAUCUUGAUGGUUCGUGGAACGUUGGGAGUUGGUUCCGUCAUCACUGGUGUGGUUGACAAUCCACUAACAGUACAUUUCCUGGUGUCAGGCACGGCCUUUCUUCCACCGGCUCUACCAUCGCUGGUGCUGCUCACCGGGCGUCAUAACGACCGUCUGUCUCGUGGCGGCGACCUUCAUUCUCGUGGUGAUCUCAAGGUCGCGGGGAGGGGAUCACCACCUCAGCCCGACGCCCGCAAUGAUGGCGCCGUCGCCGCGUGA
This is a messenger RNA of Mesocestoides corti, 399 nucleotides long. The record is from the annotation of a GenBank genome assembly. Lineage: Eukaryota; Metazoa; Platyhelminthes; Cestoda; Cyclophyllidea; Mesocestoididae.